Messenger RNA from Platichthys flesus (European flounder), 4186 nucleotides. Its product is annotated as NLR family CARD domain-containing protein 3-like. The coding region runs from base 390 to 3386 and encodes 998 amino acids. Gene Ontology annotation, molecular function: protein binding. The transcript is spliced from 10 exons. The record is from RefSeq and is a predicted model, not a curated record. NCBI's taxonomy places the organism in Eukaryota, Metazoa, Chordata, Actinopteri, Pleuronectiformes, Pleuronectidae.
GGAGGAGGAGCCUCCAGUGAAAGUGAAAGUGUUCAGACUCGUUCUAACAAGGAGCAGACGUGAGGUCUGAGGCUGGUGAGUGUUCAGCAACAUUUAUAUUAUUUAUUGUGUUUAAUAACUCAACGUGUUUUAACAAUCACACGUUACAGCAGUGGUCAUCAACCAGUCCAGAGUCUUCACUGUGGAUCCCAGUAAAGCUCUGGAAUCACUGGCUGAGGUGUGAGGAACAUCGACCUGCAGAGCCAGAUAAACAUUGAAACUGGUGUGAAAGAUCAUUUCACUGUGUUCUGCUGUAAACUGAGCGCAGAACCAGAAGGAGAUAGAACAGACCUUGAAUAUCUAGAAGAGCAGCGUGGCCUGAGCCACUACUGAGCCGCAGCCGGUGCAACAUGGACGAGGACACUUCAGAGCAAGUUGGACCCUCAACCACAAAAGGUCAGGACCACAGACUGAGAGCAGAGUCUCCAGGGUCCAGCUGUCUGUCUCUGAAGAGUGACUGGUCCAUGAUGACUCCUCUAAACUUCAGUAAAGAACCUGGACCCUCACCCACAGAAGGUCAGGACCACAGACUGAGAGCAGAGUCUCCAGGGUCCAGCUGUCUGUCUCUGAAGAGUGACUGGUCCAUGAUGACUCCUCUAAACUUCAGUAAAGAACCUGGACCCUCACACACAGAGGAGAGGAAGAGGAGUCAUGUUUCUGAGGAGGAGCAGUCGUCCUGCUGUGCUUCGUGUCAGGACGUCCUGAAGGAUCCAGUCUCCACCAGCUGUGGACACUGGUUCUGCAGACAGUGCAUCACCUCAUACUGGGACCAGUCUGGUUCUUCAGGAGACUCCUCCUGUCCCCAGUGUGGAAAAAGAUCCAGAAGAGGAGCUGGAGAUCGUGGUCUUCAGGAGGUUUCAGAUGAACAUAAGCUCAGUGUGAGGAGGAGAUGUGAACAUGUGACUGAAGGAAGUGAUGAAACAGGAAGUAGAACCCUCCUCAACAGGAUCUACACUGAGCUCUACAUCACAGAGGGACAGAGUGAAGAGGUUAAUACUCAACAUGAGGUGAGGCAGCUUGAGACGGCUUCCAAGAUGAAGAUCCUCCAGGACACUCCCAUCAAGGUCCAGGACAUCUUCAAAGCCUCCACUGACCAGCAGAGCAGCAUCAGAGUCGUCCUGACCAACGGCGUCGCUGGCGUUGGAAAAACCUUCUCGGUGCAGAAGUUCACUCUGGACUGGGCAGAGGGUUUAGAGAACCAGGAUGUGGGUCUGCUGGCUGUGCUUUCGUUCAGGGAGCUGAACCUGGUGAAGGACCAGCACAGUCUUCUCACGCUGCUCCAUGUUUUCCAUCCAGCGUUACAGAAGCUCACGGCAGAGACGCUCGCUGUCUGUAAACCUUUGUUCAUCUUUGACGGCCUGGAUGAGAGCAGACCUUCUCUGGACUUCAACCACAGGGAGCUUGUGUCUGAGGUCACACAGAGGUCAUCAGUCAACGUGCUGCUGACAAACCUCAUCCGGGGGAAUCUGCUUCCCUCGGCUCUCGUCUGGAUAACCUCCAGACCUGCGGCGGCCAAUCAGAUCCCUCCUGCAUGUGUUGACAGGGUCACAGAAGUACGAGGCUUCACUGAGGCCCAGAAGGAGGAGUACUUCAGGAGGAGAUUCAGUGAUGAAGAGCUGUGCAGCAGAAUCAUCUCACACAUCAAGACGUCCAGGAGCCUCCACAUCAUGUGUCAAAUCCCAGUCUUCUGCUGGAUCAGUGCUACAGUUCUGGAGCACAUGUUGACCACAGACCAGAGAGGAGAGCUGCCCAAGACCCUGACUGACCUGUACUCACACUUCCUGCUGGUUCAGACAAAGAGGAAGAACAACAAGUACGGUGAGGGACAUGAGACAAGUCCACAGCAGCUGGCGGAGGCUGACAGGAAUGUUCUCCUGAAGCUGGGGAGGCUGGCACUCAAACAUCUGGAAGAAGGAAACAUCAUGUUCUACCAAGAAGACCUGGAGCGGUGUGGUCUUAAUGUCACAGAGGCCUCGGUGUACUCAGGAGUUUGUACUGAGAUCUUCAGAAGAGAGUGUGUGAUCUUCCAGAAAUCAGUCUACUGCUUUGUUCAUCUGAGCGUUCAGGAGUUUCUGGCUGCAGUCUACAUGUUCCACUGUUACACCAAGAGGAACAGAGAAGAACUCAACAACUUCUUGGGAACAGAUGGGUUCACAGACAGUACCUUCUCCCUGGAUGACUUCCUGAAGAGAACCAUGGAGAAAUCCCUCACCAGUACAAAUGGUCAUCUGGACCUGUUUGUUCGCUUCCUUCACGGCCUCAGUCUGGAGUCCAACCAGAGAGUCUUAGGAGACCUGCUGGGUCGGAGAGAGAACAAUCCAGAGAUCAUCCAGAGAGUCUUAGGAGACCUGCUGGGUCGGACAGGGAACAAUCCAGAUAUCAUCCAGAGAGUCUUAGGAGGCCUGCUGGGUCGGAGAGGGAACAAUUCAAAUAUCAUCCAGAGAGUCUCAGGAUGGCUGCUGGGUCAGAGAGAGAACAAUCCAGAGAUCAUCCAGAGAGUCAUCAACAACCUGAAGAAGAUGAAGAGUGAUCACAUUUCUCCUGACAGAAGCAUCAACAUCUUCCACUGUCUGACUGAGAUGAACGACCACUCAGUUCAUCAGCAGAUGAAACAGUUCCUGACGUCAGAGAACAGAUCGAAGGAACUCUCUGAGAUCCACUGCUCAGCUCUGGCCUACAUGCUGCAGAUGUCAGAGGAGGUUCUGGAUGAGUUGGACCUGAAGAAGUUCAACACAUCAUUCCAGGGUCGACGGAGACUGAUCCCAGCUGUGAGGAACUGCAGGAAGGCUCGACUCAGUGGUUGUGGACUCUCAGAGACUCACUGGGAAGUCGUGGCCUCAGCUCUGAAGUCAGACCCCUCACAUCUGAGAGAACUGGAUCUGAGCUUCAACAACAAGCUGCAGGACUCAGCAGUGAAGCUGCUGUGUUCUGGACUGGAGAGUCCAAACUGUCGACUGGAGACUCUGAGGUUGGAGGGCUGCAGUCUGACAGAGAUCAGCUGUUCUUCUCUGGCUUCAGCUCUGAGGUCAAACCCCUCUCAUCUGAGAGAACUGGAUCUGAGCUUCAACUACAUCCUGCAGGACUCAACAGUGAAGGAGCUGUGUGGUUUUCUACAGAGUCCAAGCUGUCGACUGGAGACUCUGAGGUUGACUCACUGCAGACUGACAGAGAUCAGCUGUUCUUCUCUGGCUUCAGCUCUGAGGUCAAACCCCUCUCAUCUGAGAGAACUGGAUCUGAGAAACAACAACCUGAAGGCCUCAGCAGUGAAGGAGCUGCUUGAUCUAAAGCAGAGUCCAACGUGUCGACUGGAGACUCUGAGGUGGAAGUGGAGAUCUUGGUGGAUCUGAGUGUGAAGAGGACAGUGUGAAGAGGACAGUGUGUGUGGACGGAGGCUGAGCUGUGUCCUGAGGAUCCAGAGGCUGAAGCAGCAGCAGCUUGUGUGUAGUCUCCAAUCUACACAACCCCUAAUCUGCAUGUGUUUGUGAGAUGAAGCCGGAGUACCUGGAGAAAACACGGGGAGAACAUGCAGACUCCACACAGGAAGACCCCAUCUGAACCGGAUUCAAACCAGCAACCUUCCUGCCCCGAUUGUGUUUAUUCACAUGAAGAAUGUGUUUCUUGAAAUGACACAACACAAGCAGAAUAUAUAAACCCUCUAUAAAGAGUCACAUACAGUGUGUUUAAGUUUGUCUUUAUUAUUGUCCACCUUUGUCCCUCAGUGUGUCUCCAUGUGUGUAGAACCACAUUCUGUGUAUAUGUUUGUUUAUGAUCUUAAAGUUCCUGGAUUCACGUCACAAAUUGAUUUAGUUCAACACAAAGUUCAACACAUUGAAAUCACUUUGAGUUUAAAAUCAGAGUUUUGUCUUUGACACAAAAGAUCAAAACUCUGGACUUAAAAAUGGGACGUUUUCAUUUCUGCAUCAGGUGCAGAGCGGUGGUGGCUUUUCUACUUUUGACCCACAGGUGGCGCUGCAGUAUAACAGCAGCACAUCCCAGUCAAAGCCUUUAUAUUCAGUCUAUGAGUCAAACACAUGGAUCAUUUCCUCUGUGACAAACCAGAUGUAACGAGAAGAAAAACAUCUCAGAGAGAAAAGUUCUGUUUCUACUUGUCUCUGCUUUAAUGCUCAAUAAACAUCCUUCCACCGAC